GGACGCGAGGAGCCGGGGGUUGGGAACCGGGGGCCGCUGUUGAUGUUUGGAGAGAAGUGAGAGCUGUCUCCAGAGCCUAUGAGGACUAUGGGGAAGUCCCGGGAAGCUGCUGUCAUCAGAAAAGCGGGGUGUUGCAAAGAGCGAACCUAUUUCCGAACAUUCCAUACACCAAGCCUGGGUGAUGAAGAAUUUGAAAUCCCACCUAUCUCCUUGGAUUCUGAUCCCUCACUGGCUGUCUCAGAUGUGGUUGGCCACUUUGAUGACCUAGCAGACCCUUCCUCCUCUCAGGAUGGCAGCUUUUCAGCCCAGUAUGGGGUCCAGACAUUGGACAUGCCUGUGGGCAUGACCCAUGGCUUGAUGGAGCAGGGCGGGGGGCUCCUGAGUGGGGGCUUGACCAUGGACUUGGAUCAUUCUAUAGGAACUCAGUAUAGUGCCAACCCACCUGUUACAAUUGAUGUACCAAUGACAGACAUGACAUCUGGCUUGAUGGGGCACAGCCAGUUGACCACGAUUGAUCAGUCAGAACUGAGUUCUCAACUUGGUUUGAGCUUAGGGGGCGGCACCAUCCUGCCACCUGCCCAGUCACCUGAGGAUCGUCUUUCAACCACACCUUCACCUACUAGUUCACUUCAUGAGGAUGGUGUUGAGGAAUUCCGGAGGCAACUUCCCAGCCAGAAGACAGUUGUGGUGGAAGCAGGGAAAAAGCAGAAGGCCCCAAAGAAGAGAAAAAAGAAAGAUCCUAAUGAACCUCAAAAACCAGUGUCAGCAUAUGCUUUAUUCUUUCGUGACACACAGGCUGCCAUCAAGGGACAGAAUCCCAAUGCCACUUUUGGGGAGGUUUCAAAAAUUGUGGCUUCCAUGUGGGACAGUCUUGGAGAGGAGCAAAAACAGGUAUAUAAGAGGAAAACUGAAGCUGCCAAGAAAGAAUAUCUGAAGGCGCUGGCUGCUUAUAAAGACAAUCAAGAGUGUCAGGCCACUGUGGAAACAGUGGAAUUGGAUCCAGCGCCACCAUCACAGACUCCUUCUCCACCUCCUGUGGCUACUGCUGACCCAGCCUCUCCAGCACCAGCCUCAACAGAGCCUCCUGCACUGUCUCCUUCCAUUGUUGUUAAUUCCACUCUUUCAUCUUAUGUGGCAAACCAGGCAUCUUCUGGGGCUGGGGGUCAGCCCAAUAUUACCAAGUUGAUUAUUACCAAACAGAUGUUGCCCUCCUCUAUUACUAUGUCUCAAGGAGGGAUGGUUACAGUUAUCCCAGCCACAGUGGUGACCUCCCGAGGGCUCCAACUAGGCCAAACCAGUACAGCUACUAUCCAGCCUAGUCAGCAAGCCCAGAUUGUCACUCGGUCGGUGUUGCAGGCAGCAGCGGCAGCAGCAGCUUCUAUGCAACUGCCUCCACCCCGACUACAACCCCCUCCAUUGCAGCAGAUGCCUCAGCCCCCCACUCAGCAGCAAGUCACCAUCCUUCAGCAGCCUCCCCCACUCCAGGCCAUGCAACAGCCUCCAGCUCAGAAAUUUCGAAUCAAUCUACAGCAACAGCCACCUCCACUGCAGGUCAAGAUUGUGCCUCCGCCCACUCUGAAAAUGCAGACUACCUUAGUUCCACCACCUGUAGAAAGUAGUCCAGAGCGGCCUAUGAACAGCAGCCCUGAGACCCAUACAGUGGAGGAAACCUCUCCUGAGGCAAUCUGUGAGAUGAUCACAGAUGUAGUUCCUGAGGUUGAGUCUCCUUCUCAAAUGGAUGUUGAAUUGGUGAGUGGGUCUCCUAUGACACUCUCACCCCAGCCUCGAUGUGUGAGGUCCGGCUGUGAGAACCCUCCCGUUGUGAGUAAGGACUGGGACAAUGAGUACUGCAGCAAUGAGUGUGUGGUGAAGCAUUGCAGGGAUGUCUUCUUGGCCUGGGUAGCCUCUAGAAACUCAAACACAGUGGUGUUUGUGAAGUAGUCCUUCCUGUUCUCCAAGCCAGUGAAGACUUAUCUGCUGGGAACACAUCCACCAAGCCUGUUUUUUAAGAGAAAAGCUGGGCUUCUGGUAGUGCCUGAUCUCAACCCAUGAUGGUCCUUUAUGUCCUUCACAUUUCUCCCCUUUUUCUCUCUCUUCUACAGGGGCCAGGCUAUGGAGCAGGGCCACUGAGUUUGCUGGAAUUGCUUUUUACUUUGAACUUCAAGCGGAGACAUCAGUGUUAAUAACAGAGGAAAGGGUGAAGGAAAUAUGAAAAGCAGAACAUAGCGGUGGUGGCUGGGGGUGGGGAAUUGUUUGAGGAAACUUGGUAUAAUUGUCAUAGGACUUGCCUAAAAGAUUAUUGAAGUGAUAGGAUAGUACUCAGCUUUGAGCCUAGGAGAAAACAUCAUUGCGUGCAUCCAUUUUAAAGGGGCUAAAAGGCUGCAUUAAAGGUUACCUAUUAAACAGGGAACCAUUACUAUCACAUCUGCACAUUCAUUACUUUGAGAACAAAGGUUUUCAACACAGUAAGCACACUGGGCUGUAGGAAAAAAUCACCUAGGAGCUUCUUAUUUAUUUAUUUGCAAUAAUAUUUCUGUAGUCAACGUUUUUCCUUAUCUCAGUUAUCAUAGUUUAUGAGUGUAAAAGACAGAAUUCUACAUCUUUAAUAUAAGAGAUUUCACCAAAGUCUAAAGUUGUGUUCACUUGUGUUUGAUGAGAUACCUUUUAAAAGAGAGGCCACACGGUUGUAACAGAAUAAGCAAUAUUUAGAGCAUGACAGCCCUAGUGGAUGAUAAUCUUGAGUGAAACUCAAAUCUUACCUUGAGAAAUGUUGUCCCAGAGAACCCCCUUCUUGAUUACCAUGUUUACUAGUGCUAAUCACUUUGAUCCUGUACAGUAUAAUCAACAUUUUAAUGCUUUUCAUGCAUUCAUUUACUUUGAACCCUUCUAGCAACCCAGUGAGGUAGGUAAUAUUCCCAGUUUACAUAUAAGCAAUCAUACUGAGAGGUGAGUUACAUAAGAUCACACACUGUUAAGUGGCAGAGCCAGAACUUGACCUUGAAAUCCCAACCACAAUACAAACUUUUAUUUAAAUAAAGAAAAAAAGCUAUUGUACAAAUAUUACUCUUCAGGUGCAGCCUGCAGAGCCAUGGCUGUGGAUGCUUAGGUUUAGAAGUACUUCUAUAGAUUCUUCGGUUUAGAGAUGAUACCAUCUGGAUACCUCUGCUUGAACCGGGCAACCACAUCUGGGUCUAGUAGGUGGAUCCCAUCCAGUUGGUUUCCAAGGGUGAUCCUGAAGCAAGGGGAAAGGUAGGGCAAACCAAAAAUCCUGGAAUUUAAAGGCUUAAUACUGUUAAAAGAUGUGUAUACUUUUUAUUAAGACUUCUUACCACCUCAUCGAAUAUUCAUGCUAGUUCUUUUAAAAAAAUCUUAGUAUAUGGUAGUAUGGCUGGUUAGAAAUUGGGCACAGAUUCUGGUGUUAAAAGGGGCUGGAUCUGUACUAAUUAAAGGUUAAUAAAUUAUGGCUAACCAGGUCUACUUCACAAA
Hippopotamus amphibius kiboko is the source of this 3486-nucleotide messenger RNA. It is a transcript of the gene TOX4, whose product is annotated as TOX high mobility group box family member 4. Lineage: Eukaryota; Metazoa; Chordata; Mammalia; Artiodactyla; Hippopotamidae. The transcript is spliced from 8 exons. The record is from RefSeq and is a predicted model, not a curated record. Bases 79 to 1941 code for a protein of 620 amino acids. Gene Ontology annotation, molecular function: chromatin DNA binding. Gene Ontology annotation, biological process: regulation of transcription by RNA polymerase II. Gene Ontology annotation, cellular component: nucleus.